This is a messenger RNA of Nannospalax galili (Upper Galilee mountains blind mole rat), 4059 nucleotides long. It is a transcript of the gene Insrr, whose product is annotated as insulin receptor related receptor. Bases 1 to 4059 code for a protein of 1352 amino acids. Gene Ontology annotation, molecular function: insulin receptor substrate binding; insulin receptor activity; phosphatidylinositol 3-kinase binding. The transcript has 22 exons. Gene Ontology annotation, cellular component: membrane; axon; insulin receptor complex. Gene Ontology annotation, biological process: positive regulation of MAPK cascade; protein autophosphorylation; multicellular organism development. NCBI's taxonomy places the organism in Eukaryota, Metazoa, Chordata, Mammalia, Rodentia, Spalacidae. The record is from RefSeq and is a predicted model, not a curated record.
AUGGGCAAGGUGGCCUCAGAAGGCCGAGAGGGGCUGCGAGAAGCGAAGGGCUUGAAUCUACAGGUUCCGCAAGCGGGAUCGGACCGGCAAGGCUGCCGGAAGUUACCCUGCAGGCACCUGUUGGCAAAAUCUAGAACCAGGGCUCCUCCGGGGGUGCCCAGUUGCUCUCUCCAGAGCUUCCAGGGCGGGUUAGGACUCUUGGCCUGCACUGUACUCAUUUGUCCAGGGCUACCUGUGUUUACAGUGUGCCCCAGCCUGGACAUCCGCUCUGAGGUGGCAGAGCUGCGGCGGCUGGAGAACUGCAGUGUGGUAGAGGGCCACCUGCAGAUCCUGCUCAUGUUUGCUGCCACUGGGGAAGACUUCCACGGCCUCAGCUUCCCACGCCUUACCCAGGUCACUGAUUACCUGUUGUUGUUCCGUGUCUAUGGCCUGGAGAGCCUUCGAGACCUUUUUCCCAACCUUGCUGUGAUCCGAGGUGCCCGCCUCUUCCUGGGCUAUGCACUUGUCAUCUUUGAGAUGCCCCACCUGAGAGACUUGGGGCUGCCAGCACUUGGGGCUGUGCUGCACGGCGCUGUGCGUGUGGAGAAGAACCAGGAACUCUGCCACCUCUCUACCAUUGACUGGGGCCUGUUGCAGCCUGCACCUGGUGCCAACCACAUUGUGGGCAACAAGCUGGAUGAGGAGUGUGCCGAUGUGUGCCCUGGUAUGCUGGGCGCUGCUGGUGAACCCUGUGCCAGAACCACCUUCAGCGGGCAUACCGACUACAGGUGCUGGACCUCCAGCCACUGUCAGAAAGUGUGUCCCUGUCCCCAUGGGCUGGCCUGCACUGCAAGUGGUGAGUGCUGCCAUACCGAAUGUCUGGGGGGCUGCAGCCGGCCAGGAGACCCUCGUGCCUGUGUAGCCUGCCGCCACCUCUACUUCCAAGGAGCCUGCCACCAGACCUGCCCUCUGGGCACCUACCAGCAUGAGUCAUGGCGCUGCGUCACAGCUGAUCACUGUGCACAUCUGCGCUCUGUGCCUGGCCUUGCCUCUGCCUUUGGCAUCUAUCAGGGCAACUGCCUGGCACAGUGCCCUCCAGGCUUCACCCGUAAUGGCAGCAGCAUGUUCUGCCACAAGUGUGAGGGGCUGUGCCCCAAAGAGUGCAAGGUGGGCACCAAGACCAUCGACUCUGUCCAAGCAGCACAGGACCUGGUGGGCUGCACCCACGUAGAGGGGAGCCUCAUCCUCAACCUUCGUCAGGGUUACAACCUGGAGCCAGAGCUGCAGCGCAGCCUGGGGCUGGUAGAGACCAUCACUGGCUUCCUCAAAAUCAAGCACUCCUUUGCCCUCGUGUCCCUGAGCUUUUUCAAGAACCUCAAACUAAUCCGGGGGGAUGCCAUGGUGGAUGGGAACUACACGCUGUACGUGCUGGACAACCAGAAUCUACAACAGCUGGGGUCCUGGGUGGCUGUAGGGCUCACGAUUCCCGUGGGCAAGAUCUACUUUGCCUUCAAUCCGCGCCUGUGCUUGGAGCACAUCUACCAACUGGAGGAGGUGACUGGCACCAGAGGCCGGCAAAGCAAGGCUGAGAUCAACCCUCGCACCAACGGAGACCGAGCUGCAUGCCAGACUCGCACCUUGCGCUUUGUGUUCAACCUGACCGAGGCAGAUCGCAUCCUGCUGCGAUGGGAGCGCUAUGAGCCGCUGGAGGCCCGGGACCUGCUCAGCUUCAUCGUCUAUUAUAAGGAGUCCCCGUUCCAGAAUGCCACAGAACAUGUGGGUCCAGAUGCCUGUGGAACCCAGAACUGGAACCUGUUGGACGUAGAGCUACCUCUCAGCCGCACCCAGGAGCCAGGAGUGACCCUAGCCCCCCUUAAGCCAUGGACACAGUAUGCAGUGUUUGUGCGAGCCAUCACUCUGACCAUCGCUGAAGACAGCCCCCAUCAAGGAGCCCAGAGUCCCAUUGUCUACUUGAGAACCCUGCCUGCAGCUCCCACUGUGCCCCAAGAUGUCAUCUCCACAUCCAACUCCUCCUCGCACCUCCUGGUGCGCUGGAAACCACCGAACCAACGCAACGGAAACAUCACUUACUAUCUGGUGCUGUGGCAGCGGCUCGCAGAGGAUAGUGACCUGUACCUCAACGAUUACUGUCACCGCGGUUUACGGCUGCCCACCAGCAGUCACGACGCCCGCUUCGACCGCGAAGACGGGGCGCUGGAAGCUGAGCCCGAGCCCGGCUGCUGCCCUUGCCAGCUCCCACCUCCGGGGCAGACCCUUCCUGUGCUGGAGGCGCAAGAGGUCACCUUCCAGAAAAAGUUUGAAAACUUCCUACACCACGCUAUCACCAUCCCCAAAUCCCCUUGGAAAGUGACAUCCAUCAAGAGCCCCCAAAGGGACUCUGGGCGGCACCGCCGGGCACCUGGGCCUCUCAGGUUAGGGAGCAACAGCUCGGAUUUCGAGAUCCAGGAGGACAAAGUUCCCCGGGAGCGAGCGGUGCUGAGUGGCUUGCGGCACUUCACAGAAUACCGGAUCGACAUCCAUGCCUGCAACCAUGCGGCGCACACUGUGGGCUGCAGCGCGGCUACCUUCGUCUUUGCGCGUACCAUGCCACACAGAGAAGCCGAUGGUAUCCCAGGAAAUGUGGCCUGGAAGGCGGCUGGCAAGAGCAGUGUCUUCUUGCAUUGGCUUGAGCCUCCUGACCCCAAUGGGCUCAUCCUCAAGUAUGAAAUCAAGUACCGCCGCCUGGGAGAGGAGGCCACAGUGCUGUGUGUGUCCCGUCUUCGCUAUGCCAAAGUUGGUGGGGUCCACUUGGCUCUCCUGCCCCCUGGAAACUACUCUGCUAGAGUUAGGGCCACCUCCCUGGCUGGCAAUGGCUCCUGGACGGACAGUGUUGCUUUCUACAUCGCUGGCCCAGAAGAAGAGGAUGCUGGGGGAGUGCGAGUCCUGCUCACUGUCACCCCAGUGGGGCUCAUGCUGUUCAUCAUGCUUGCUGCUCUCGGUUUCUUCUACAGCAAGAAGAGAAAUAGCACACUGUACACGUCUGUAAACCCAGAGUACUUCAGUGCUUCCCACAUGUAUGUUCCUGAUGAGUGGGAGGUGCCUCGGGAACAAAUAUCCAUAAUCCGUGAACUGGGCCAAGGCUCUUUUGGAAUGGUCUAUGAGGGGCUGGUACAAGGACUGGAGGCUGGAGAGGAGUCAACGCCUGUGGCCCUGAAGACAGUGAAUGAGCUGGCCAGUGCUCGGGAACGCAUGGAGUUCCUCAAGGAAGCUUCAGUCAUGAAGGCAUUCAAGUGUCACCAUGUGGUUCGUCUCCUGGGUGUGGUGUCUCAGGGCCAGCCAGCUCUGGUCAUCAUGGAGUUAAUGACGCGUGGGGACCUCAAGAGCCAUCUCCGAUCACUGAGGCCUGAGGCAGAGAACAACCCUGGCCUCCCACGGCCAGCACUCAGUGAUAUGAUACAAAUGGCUGGUGAGAUUGCCGAUGGCAUGGCCUACCUUGCUGCCAACAAGUUUGUGCACCGGGACCUGGCAGCCCGCAACUGCAUGGUGUCCCAGGACUUCACUGUCAAAAUUGGUGACUUUGGGAUGACUCGGGAUGUGUAUGAGACAGACUAUUACCGCAAGGGUGGGAAAGGACUAUUGCCUGUGCGCUGGAUGGCUCCUGAGUCCCUCAAGGAUGGAAUCUUCACGACUCACUCAGAUGUCUGGUCCUUCGGUGUGGUGCUCUGGGAGAUUGUGACUUUGGCUGAACAACCAUACCAGGGCCUGUCUAAUGAGCAGGUGCUCAAAUUUGUCAUGGAUGGUGGGGUACUGGAGGAACUAGAGGACUGUCCACUUCAGCUGAGGGAGCUGAUGAGCCGCUGCUGGCAGCAGAGCCCACGCCUGCGCCCAACAUUCAUCCACAUCCUGGACGGCAUACAAGAUGAGCUUCGGCCCUCUUUCCGUCGCUGUUCCUUCUACUAUAGCCCAGCGUGCCAGCGGGGUCGGGCCUCACUGCUGCCCACUGAGGCAGAGCCUGACUCCCCACCAACCUCAAAUGAAUCUUCAGAUCACAGUCCCCCAAAUGGGGGCCCAAGACAAUGA